AUUUUAAACCGGAAGUCAUCACAGAUCAAGAACUAUGCAGAGAACUGGAGGAUUUUUCUUUAAAAAAUGCAUUGACAGAAUAAAUACACAACUACUUGUAUCAAAGGCUAAGCCAGCAUCAAUUGUGUCGUCCAGAACACAUAUAAAAUCAAACACUGAUCCGAGGUAUUUUACUUUGGUUCAACAUGCAAAGAGCAGAUUUUUAGAUGAACAGAGACGAAGUGGCAUACUAUCCCAUAAGAUUGAGGUGAACCGAGCCAGACUUCAUUUUGAGACCACAGGAGAUGGGCCUAACAUUAUUUUACUUCUACCAGGAGCUUUAGGAUCCAGCAGAACAGAUUUUGAGAAGCAGUUGACAGAUUUUAAUAAGUCUGAUUACACCUUGAUAGCCUUUGACCCUAGAGGAUAUGGAAAAAGUAUACCACCAAAUAGAACAUGGCCAUUAGAGUUCUUGCAGAGAGAUGCUGAUGAUGCUUUUGAACUUAUUAGGAAACUAAACAUUCAUAAGCUUUCAAUACUGGGAUGGAGUGAUGGAGGUAUAACAGGAAUGAUCAUGGCUGCUCGACAUCCUGACAUUGUUAAUAAACUUGUUAUCUGGGGUGGUAAUGCAUAUGUUACAGAGAAAGAUAUGGAAGCUUAUCGAGGGUUAAAAGACAUUUGGAAAUGGAGUGAGAAGAUGAGGUCACCAUUUAUGACUUUGUAUGGCGAAGAAUAUUUCCAGAAGACAUGGGAAGAAUGGGUAGAGGCUUAUGACAAAUAUUUUACCAAAAGGAAUGGAGAUAUUUGUAAAGAUGAUUUGAAGAAUAUCAAAUGUAAGACAUUAAUUAUUCAUGGUUUAAAGGAUCCUUUGGUAGGAUUAGAACAUCCAGAUUAUCUUCACCACAACAUACCAGGGUCAAGACUUUACAUCAUGCCAGAAGGAAAGCACAACCUACACAUAAGAUACCACAGAGAAUUUAACUUUAUGGUGGAACAUUUUCUUAAGGAAACUUGAUAUUUCCUUUUGUCUUUUAAAUAGUUAUUUCUUCUUGACAUUAUAUGCAGGUUUAGCCAGUGUCAGUAUUUUUAAAUGGUUUGAGACAUUAACUAGGCUCUGUGUUGAAGAACAUACCUUGACCUAUAAUGUUUUAUUUUUAUAAAUUGUGACUUUAAUAGUUGUCUCAUUGGCACUCAUAGUCAUAACACAUUUUCCUAUAUCUAUUUAUAAUAUGAUCAAUGGCGUCCAGAUGUCAACAUUUCAGGUUGGCACAAAAUAUUUUGAACCUUUAAAAACUUUUGUUUGAUAAUGACUCACAGAAUGAAGGAGAUGUUAAUUGAGCUUUAUAUCACUUUUCUGAAGGUCAUAUGCUAUUGAUAGACUAAAAGUGGUUGAUAUUUUUUCACAUCAUGUUCAAUUGAUACUUUUUGUUUUAUGAUGCCCAAUUUAAUGAAAAAGGCUGCUUUGUAAAAGUUUAGAUCAAAGCAGGCUGUCUCUGGAUGGAUACAUUUUGAACCAUAUGUCUAAACUUCACCAAACUGAGUGAAGGAAGGACCCUUUCUGAUUUUUAUAAAUGUUAGUCAAGGGAUAAGGUCACAUAGUUUAUAAGAAGAAUGAAAUUGAUAAUCUUAAUUGGGGCAACUAAAGUUCUUACAUUUAGGGGGUCAUUCAAAGAGGUUAGGUUGUAAUCCUCAAACACUUGGCCUAUAAAUAGUGAAAAUUUUGUUUGCUGGCAACAUGGUUUGUGAUUUAAUAGAUCAAGGUGGUCUAAUCAUCUUGACAAGUUUUGUUGUAAUCCUAAAAUAGUUUUAAAAGUAUUUGAAAUUUGAAUAUGAUUUGCUGUAUGGUCUGUAUUUAUGUUAUGAAGUUAGCUUAGCAUAAUAAAGUCAUUUCUUACGUUGUUCUACCAAGUUUUGACAUGUAACUUAAUUUCUACAAUAAAAUAAUAACCACUCGACAUAAAAUAUACUACAAUUAAAUGCUACUACAACCAGUAAAACAAGUAUUUGGAGUGUUAAUUAGUUUUAAACAAUGAAGGGCAUUUCCUUGAAAAAUAAUCAAUGGACAGAAAUAUUGAAUUUAAGAUAAUUCCUGAUUUGUACAUUACUCUGCUAGUCCCUAUUGUGGUUAAAGUUGUGGUUUAGGGUAGUUCACAAUGAAGUUGUGGUUAUAUUACAAACUUGCUUACUUUUUGGCAAGGAAUGGUGUCCAAUGGACAGAUAUCCUUGUUUUAUUUAUUUAUUUAGGAAAGUUUCAUGUAAUCUUUAAUUUAGGCAUCAAUAUAUAACUGAUUAGAUGUUAAAUUUCAUUUUUGUACUUGUAUUAUCAAUUUUCAGAAUCAUUUGAGGAAUUAUAGUUCUCCUUGAAAAUUAUUGUUUCAAUCAUAAACUUUUUUUCCCCAUUAUGUACCAAUGACAUUAACAAAAGUGAAAAAUUGGAAACAAUAAUAUUGUUUCAAAGAGAAAAAACAAAACUGAAAAUAUGAUAGCAAAAAAAUUAAACCCUGCCAAGUGUUUUUCAUGAAGCUUGAAAAUGUCUUGUUUUUGACUAUUUAAUCUUAUUUGGCAGAAGUGUCUGGUAUCUUAAUCAAUAUGGCUUUCAUUGAUUGAAUUUAACAGGUAAAUUAUUUUUAUAAAUAUUUAUUCAACUGUUUGGAACAGAUAGCCUUUAUUAUGUCAUGUAUGUUGGAUAUUCAUGUAUUUUCAUUUGAAUAUAAUUCCCCAGGUAAAAAUUUAAAUAUGAAGUACAGAUAUGUAUAGACUGUGUUAACAGUUAACAUAAAAAAUACCCUAGAAUACAUCUGUACUAAAAUGUCGGCAAACAUUUAAUAGUAAUUUUUUGGAACAAUGAUAUCAAGAAGAAAAACAUUUUUUUUUUUUAUUACCUAGAUCUAUGGAUUCUGUCUUUUUGUUAUUGUAUAGACAUCAUUUAAUAUUAUAUACAUUUGUUGAAAUGCCAUAUUAUAUAAAAUAAAUGCUUGGUUUUGA
Mytilus trossulus (common blue mussel) is the source of this 2964-nucleotide messenger RNA. Its product is annotated as valacyclovir hydrolase-like. The record is from RefSeq and is a predicted model, not a curated record. The coding region runs from base 35 to 994 and encodes 319 amino acids. Lineage: Eukaryota; Metazoa; Mollusca; Bivalvia; Mytilida; Mytilidae. The transcript is spliced from 8 exons. Gene Ontology annotation, molecular function: serine hydrolase activity.